GCCUCGCCUUGCGACGCGUCGCAGUCUCUGUCUCUGUCUCCGUCUACGUCUACGUCUCAGUUGAGUCUCAGUCGCUGUGCUGGCGACGCGCGUCGUUUUGUGGGUUCGUUACAAAUCGAUUUCAAUAAGUUUGUCAGUGUUUGUCGGGAAAAGGCGACGCACAGACGUUAGCAGACGUUGUUCGAGAGCGCAUCGCAUCGCAAAGCAAAGCAACGCAACGCAACGCGUACGAAAAUAUUUUUUGGGCGCGCAGAAGAAAGUUGAGUUCGCUUCAUUUCGUUCGUUUCGUUUGUUCUGGCAAAAAGCAAGUGUUCCGUGUGUGUGUGUGUGUGCGUGAGUGUAUUAGUGUGCGCGGGGUGGAGUGCGAAGUGAAGAUGCGAUAAACAGCAGCAGCCCACUGUUGUUGUGUUUGCUAAACAAAUAAAGGAAAAACAAAUACAAAUACAAAUACAAAAUUCAAACACAAACAUCAUGUACAAGGAGAAACGAAAACGGCUUCAAUAAUAAUAAUUAUCAACAUCAUCAUCGUCAUAUUUCGAAUGUGGAAUACAAGAAAUGUGAAUUAAAUGCUGUAAAAACAACGAAAGCGAAAAAAAAGUAUGACGUAAAUUACCAAGGAUCAAAUGAAAAGAUGCUGAUUGAAUGCAUUUCGCAGGACAUUCCUUGAAAUCUACAAAAAAAACUAAGAAAUAUUAAAGAGCACAGAGAGAGCAAGAGACAAGAAAAGUUAAGCAAAAGUUAAGAGUUAAUUAGCCAAUGAACUACAAUACAGAGAACGUUGUAGCCGCAGCCGCAGCAGCCAGCCAACAUCAUAUUCAUCGUCAUCAUCAUCAUCCGUAUCAUCAGGAGCCACAUCAUCAACACAUUAUUCCACUGCCCAGUUAUUCCUCCAGCCAGGCAGCGGCGGCGGCGACGUCCGGCAGCGGAGGGGGAAGCGGAAGCGGAGGGGGAGGAGGCGACAGUUCACCAAAAAACAUGGAAUGGACUAAUGAUGAUGCGUUGGAGCUCAUUGAACAGUAUCGGUGCCACACAGAGCUCUGGAAUCGUGCCGAUCCCAAGUACAAGGAUAAAUUGUGUCGAUUUCGGGCUUGGUCCGAGAUCGCGGAUCGCUUUGGCUGCAGCAAAGCGGAAGUGGAGCGCAAAAUGAAUGUCCUGCUCACGCAAUACAGACGCGAGAAGCACAAGAUGUUUGUGAAAAUCUAUCAGGGCAUUCAGCCCAAUCCGUCCAAGUGGUAUGCGUUCAAGCGCUUCGACUUCAUGGAAGCCGGCGGCGGCAGUUUGAGUGGUUUACCCAACAGCGGUGCCGUUGCCAAUUCCUCCAUCACCUCAUCCGCCACAUCAUCAUCGGUCAGCCACAAUGGUCUCAAUGGCCUUGCCGCUGCUGCCGUUGCCGCCGCUGCCUACGAGAGCAGCACGAUUGCAGCGGCAGCGAACGGUGGCGCCCCAGGUGGCAUCGCAGGUGGAACAACGCCCGCAUCGCAGCACCACAGACGCAUCAAGACCAAAGAGCUCAAAUAUUUUGGAGCGAUGGCCCUCAACAUACCCAUGCUGAUAGCGAGCGGACAAACGCUAGACAACUGGAACACGGCGGGCCAAUACUCACCGCCCAUAGGCAGCGGGGCAGGGGGCGUGUCCAACUCCCAGCAGCAGCAGCAACUGCGGGUGCCAUUAUCCUACGGAGGAGGCGGAGGAUCAGCGACGCCUUAUCCAGGAGGAGGAGGGGGCGGAGGGGGAAGCAGCAGCAGCGAGUUUCAGCCAAGUCCGCACAAGACGAUCGACACCUCGGACAACGAGGACAACAACAACAGGGACGAAGCAACCGCUGCAGCACUCGGACAAUUGGCUGCCAAAGUGGAGCGACGCACUCCGUCGGGACUUGCAGCCCCUGGAGGCGGCAGCUUAGACGUGGGCGUGGCCGUUGAACCAGGUGGAGAAACGGUGCAAGUUCCGACAGCAGCUGCUGCUUCGGGAUCACACAGCGAAGGCGGCUCGAGUCCCAUACCCAAUACGAAUGCGAAUCCCAAUGGCGGCGGCAGGACAACACCAACAACGAAUAUGCACGAGGCGCACAAGCAGCAGCAUCCGCAUCCACAUCCGCAUUCGCAUCCCCAUCCGCAUCAUCAUCUGCAUUCGCAUCUGCUGCAAACGAGUCCGGUCUCCGUUCGGGCUGCAACUCCGCGGCAAGCGCACGAACAGUUGCCGCAUCAUCAUCAUGCACCCCAUGGACAUCAUGCCGAUGAGCUGGACAUUAAGCAGGAGCUGGUCGAUUACUUCCAUGGCACCUCCGCAGCAGCGGGAGUGGGAGUGGGAGCGGGACAACAAGCGGGUCCGCCUCCGUUGCCGCUGGACUCGCAGCGUUCGUACAGUUCGGCGGGCGAGGAGAGUCGCAGUCUGCAGCUGGACAUGGCCCAGGAUUUGCGUGUGGCCCAGGCCAAGGCGCAGGUGAAUUUCGGUGGCUUUGUCCUCCCCCCGCGCAGCAAUAGCGCUCAACUGGCGGCGGCCGCUGCGAUGCCGCUGAAUAUGCGCAAACUGAGCUCAAAUGCCGGUCAGCUGUUGAUGAGCUCGCUGAUGAGGUCGAGGGAAAGCAUGUCCGAGGAUGGCGAUGCGGACAACGAUGAGGCAACCGAGUCCGCAGCGAGUCCUGGCCACAUCAAGAGCAGCGUCUCCGCUCAGGAUGCCAGCUCAGCGGUCCAAGCUGCCGCCGCGUUGUAUGCGGAGAGUUUGAGUCGCGACGAUUGCGAUUUUGUGGGAUCGAAUGUGUCGAUGAAGCUGCGGACGAUGGAUCGCACACAGCGCAUCAUUGCCGAGAAGCUGAUCAGUGAGGUUCUCUACUUUGGGCAAUUCAAUGAGUUGGAGCGCACUGCGCGUAUUCAGCCCAAGUGACAGUGGCGCCUCAAGAAGUGGCCAAGAGUGGGCGUGGAUCUAAAGCAGGAGCAGGGAGUGGCAGUGGGGAUGACGGCACAGCGAGCAGCGGGUUUAACGCUCGCCUGGCACAUGGCAAACACAACUAGACGCAACGAAAUUCCAUUGUAGAAAAAGAAAACGAAAGCAAAAGCAAAGCAAAUCAGUACAAUUUACUUUUAGUCCAUUUCUUGGGGUGCAGGGGCAAAGUUACUUAGAGAAAGAAGAUGAUGAAGAGGAGGGAAGGAGGGAAGGAGGGUCAAACAAAAUACAGUUCACUAACCAAACAGCAAUCAAAGAAUUAAAUACUUAACAACCUUCAAUAUUAAGUACAGAUGCGGAGGGGGGGCCUGAGACACAUCUAUAAAGCUGAACAGAAUCUCAGUAUUAGUUCAUAAAAUACAGCAACAACCACAUACAACAAAAAAUAGCAACAAUACAACCUAAACAUAGUUAAAUUAGUUACAAAAUACUUUACAGGGAAGUAAAGAAGAGUUCUACGUCUGCUACUUGGUCGCUUCAAUCAACAAAAAAAGGCAAAUUGAGAACAAAAAAAAAGGAAAAUCAAAACACGAAAGACAAAAAAACGCCAACUCAAAAGUAAAAAAAGAAAAUGAAAUGAAACUAAAUAAAUAAAAUACUAUGCGUGUAUGUGUAGAUAACUAUUGUAUGUUUUUUAUAUGUCAAACUAUAUAUAUACAAUAUCAUUGUACCUUAUUUUGAAACAGCAAUGUUUUCUUAGUCAUUUAAGUCUGGUCGUCAAACAAACAAACACACAACAACAACACCAAUCGAUACAGUAACUGAAACCAACUAAAAACUAAACUAUACUUUUUAAAACAUCAAACUAAAAUUGUAUAAAUAUAUAUAUACAUAUAUCUAUAAAUAUAUGUCGUCACUAGUUUGUAAACAAAACAAAAAACAGAAAAGAAAACAAAACAAAAUAUAUACAUACUAUAAUUUAUAAUUAGCAAAAAAAAUUAAAGAAAACGAAACAAAAAUUGUAAAUUUUUUACGUGCAUGUGGUUCUUUUUUUUAGGUCAUAAUUAUUUUUGCAUAAUUUUUAAGUAGUUUUAUUUUUUUAUGCAAAGCAAAUCAGAGCAAAAAACAACAAAAUGCCGAAAAAACAUAUAUAUAUAUAUAUAUGUAUAUUGUAUAGUAGUAUAAACACCACACAAACACACACAAAGAUGAAAAAAAAAACAUUAAAUUAAUUUAUACACACAGAGAGCGAAAUUGGUAAAUUAGUCAUAUAAGAGUAAGCAAAGCAAAAACAAAA
Drosophila sulfurigaster albostrigata is the source of this 4180-nucleotide messenger RNA. RefSeq names its product histone-lysine N-methyltransferase Suv4-20. NCBI's taxonomy places the organism in Eukaryota, Metazoa, Arthropoda, Insecta, Diptera, Drosophilidae. The transcript has 4 exons. The coding region runs from base 757 to 2883 and encodes 708 amino acids. The record is from RefSeq and is a predicted model, not a curated record.